AGUCCGUCACCGUCGCUCGUUGUGCGAGCACACGCGGACGACGACUACGGUCUCUCUGCGAGUCAGGCUGCACGCGCUGCGUGUGUUUUUGUCGUCGCGUAUCUCGUUGACACAGUGACGGAUCGACACCAGUUCCUUGCGCGUUCAGACGCACGAGGGUGAAUUUCCCCCACGUUGCGCACAGAUUCCGCGCUAGUAAACCCGCGUUUUUUUUUUCUUUUUUGAAAAUUGACGCAAACAAAUUAUCUCGGAGAAAAGAUUUUUCCGAAAGAGAGAGAAAGAGAUAGAGACGUCGAACGAUUACGAACUUGACAGGGGCGCCCUUCGGAGCACGCGUGCUGUCAGAGAAUCAGGUGAAAGCGCGCGGACGCGUUGAACGUUACUCACACGUCAGUCGCGCGAGAACUUGUGUGAACUACUUGUGUGCGCUUGGAUUGUCUAUCGACUGCUACCUCCGCGGCCCGUGAGAGACAGACGUCGAGACGGACGGACGACAAGUUGGAACGAGAAUCGGUUCGAGGAACGGACGAGGGGGUGGCCCGCGUCUCGCGGCCGUUUCGCCCCGUGAGUGACAAGUGGUCGUCGGCGACGCGUGGCUAACCACGUGGCGCGGUGUGUGCGCCGGUGUACAGCCGCUUGGGGUGGCGUAAACUUUCGCGGGACUCUCUUUCCCUUCUGGACACGUGUGUGUAUGUGUGUGUGUUGUGUGCUUGUGCUCGGACAAUCGCUCGUCGUCGGGUAGGACAGGAGGUAAUCAUCGUCGAUCGGUCGGGCCGAUCGGUCGUUGGUUUUUUCUUCCGAGCGAACGGACAGGAAAGUUAACGGUCGAUCUUCGCCUAUCGGUUUCCCUCCUUUUCUCCUUCACUCUCCGUCUCGAGGGCAUGGUGAAACAGUGAUUAGCCCGCCGUAAAUCAUCGCCGGUGCCAACAGCAGUCGCGAGGGGGGAAAGCGGUGGUGGUAGUCUGGUCUCGCCGUCGCAGGCCGCCGCGAGAUGCUGAGAGCCUCGGCCGUUCAGUCCAGCCAAUCACGUAGGGUGUUGCGAUCUGUGCCGAGGGCCGUCGCGGCCUGCUAAGAUGACCGCGCGUCUACACUCGCUGAGGCAUCAGGAGAAGAAAUCAGCCGGCAGUAGCCACAGGCAGCACCACCACCAUCAGCAUCAGCAGCAGGCCGUGCAUCAGGGUCCGAGCCCGGUACCGAGCCCCAGUCCCAGUCUCAGCCCGAGCCCAAAACAUUCGGACGGACGAAGAGCUAACAAACCACUAAUGGAAAAACGACGGCGAGCAAGGAUCAACCAGUCCUUGGCGGCGCUGAAGGCGCUCAUCCUCGACAGCGCCCGCCUGGAGAACACCAAGCACAGCAAGCUUGAGAAAGCUGAUAUUUUGGAGCUUACGGUCAGGCAUCUGCAGCGACAGAGAUCGCUCGCCCAACCUGGCUUGUCCAGGUACAAAGCGGGAUACCAGGACUGCUCCAGAGAGGUGAGCCGCUAUCUCGAUGCGCCGGACAUCAUCACGGGCAACACCACGCCGAUGGACCCGGCGGUGAAGCAGCGGCUGCUUCGCCACCUCGACAGUUGCGUGUCGGAGCUCGACCUGGACCUCGGCUCGCGGCCGGACAGCGGUCUGGGCAGCAGUCCGGGCAGCGUUACGGAUCGCGUGGCCGGGGCGACGAGCCCGGGCCCGCUGGACCACCACGUGCCGGUCGGGCCGCAUUGCAGCGCCGCCGCGCUCACGCCGGCCGGUCUGAUCAAGUCCGAGAUCCCGGAGAUGGUGGAGGCGGCGCGACCGGACAGCAGCACCACCGCCGGCGACGAGAACAACAACAGCAGCCGGCCGACCUCCGCCUUCAGCCAGGUUAACCCGGCGACGUUGGACCCGCAUCAUCCGCAUCAUCCGUCGAAUCUCCCGGUCGAUCAGGCCUCCACGUCGCAGCAGAAUCCCAACAUGCUCUCCGUGGUGCAGGUGAUACCCUCCCGAUUGCCGGACGGCCAGGUGGUCUUCCUGCUGCCGAGCCACUACGUGCAGCUGGCGGCGGCGGCCGCGGCGAACGGCAUCAGCAUCGGGCCGAAUCCGCCAACGGCGAUCUGGGCGGCGACCAACAUGUCGCUGCUCAAGGCUACCGAUAAGCUGGUGAAGCGACCGCACGAGGAUAUCGGUCAGGAAUGGCAGGAUCCCACUGGCGGUCUCAAACCCAGCAAGAGCCCGCGGAUGGAACAGCCGGAGCAGCCGCUCGACUUCACCACCACGUCCAAGAAGAUGAAGACCGCCGGCUCGAGAAACUCGACGCAUCCUGGCGUCGUCGAUCAUCAUCAUCAUCUACGACAACAGCAGCAGCAGCAGCAGCAACAGCAACAGCAACAGCAGCAGCAGCAGCAGGUCCGUCUAUCAACCGAGACCGGCGGUCCCAUCGUCCACGAGGACAGACCGUCUAGUCACCCGGACACCGAGGUCGCUGUCGGCAUGCCCUCCCCGUCGCCGGUCGGCCAGCAGCCGGUCAAGGAUGAGGAGGGCAUGUGGAGACCCUGGUAAAGAUCCGAGGCUUCUUGUCCUUGUAAAUAGAAGUAUGUAUCUUUGCGGAGAAUGCGUGCAAAAAACCGGAAGUCGCGCAGCUGCGUUCGUCGCUUGCUGCGGAAGCUCUUCAGGUCGCGUGUACUUGGCACACAUUCUGGAUGAUCGGUAUUGGUAAGCGAAAUUGACGUUAUCGCGCAUUGCGAGUAAUUCGGGAAACAUAGAAGAUUAUCGUAGAUUUUAGAUUUACUUUAAGGUUCGUCAUUUGAAAUUCGUUCAGUCCGGACGCGAGCGAUUUAAUGUUUUUGCCCGCCAAUUUAAACUCUAUAUAAUUUUUGCAUUGACAGAGAUCGUUAUCACACACGUCUCCGAAAACUCAAAAAUAACUCUAUCAUUGAAUGCAACGAGUUAAUUACUCGCGCUUAUAAAUACAAGGGGUAGUUUCCCUUAAAAUCGCCAUUGUCGAUAUAAAAGAAAAAAGAAUACGUGUCUACUAUGGUUUUUAACUGUGUUCUACGAGUGCACACCGAGUGUCAACAAAAUCGGCGAGUGUAACACAAAGGUAGCUUUACUUGUAACUGAACAAUUGAAGAUGUGAGAGAAAUUGUCACACUCAUUUUGACGCAUGUUGCAAAAAAAGAACCACAACGGUCGUCGCGGCACGAUUUCGGGAACGCGCGAAAAUGCGCGUGCACGCAUUUACGAAAAGCGCGCUCCUCAAUUAGCGCGAUGCAGCAAUUCUCAAAAGAGUGGCGGGGUGCCCGAGCCCAAAAGUAAUUAACGCGCAAUAUUUAUUUACGUUAUUACGAGAGGGGGGAGGGAGGGGAGCAAUUGGCAAUGACACAAUUUCCGCGAUAAUGCAAUUCUCGCAAUCGCGUGAUCGGCGAAUUUUCACAGGCGCAGGAAAUUAACGCGAGGGGAGAGAGAAAGGGAGCACUUGAAAUUACCCUCUCGCGCAAGACCGAAUAUAUUUUAUACGUGUGUCGAAAAUUAUAAAACACCUUCUCGCGCCGUUACUUUAUUUCUUUGGAUUUUCGCGUUCGAGGCGGAAAGCCGAGAAAAACCGCGAUUGACCGCGGUUUUUUCUUCCUCUCUUUUUUUUUUUUUUUUUUUUUUUAAUCCCCGUCGCACCACUUGCGGCCACUCACGGUCGCUGUGGAAACGAGUACACGGAAAAGGCGUAUGCGCAUUCUCGCCUAAUAACUCCGCGCGCGCGAGUGACGUCAGCGCGCGGGCUGUACGCGCCGUUUCUUGCGACGGCGCUAAUGAAGCCUUUAAUUUGCAUCGCGGUCCAAAAGCACCGCGGUCGUUUAAAUCCGCUGCUGCAACGCCCGCCGUUAUUUUCUCUCUCUUUCUCUCUCUCUCUCUCUCUCUCUCUCACUCUUUGCGAAAGCGCCGUUUUCGAAUAACGGCGUAUGGCACCGCGGUUGCGUCACAGCAUAUAGCCGGGAUUUUCACAUCGACGAAACGAUUCCGGGAUGGGCGAUUUAACAGGGGAUGAACGUACGUAACGAGCGAAACCGCGACGAGACGCAACGUAAUACGUUUUAAUGAUCUCGUAGACUCAAAAAGGACAUGCAGCACCGCGUAUUUUCAUUUAUUUGUAAAGAGACCGCGCCAUUUUUAGAAACAUUCAGAGAGAGGCGAAGACGUGUUAUUAAUCCCUCUUUCUCUCCGACGACUGUUCUAAUUUUGUUAACCCGAGAAUAGUCACCUAGUUUUUUUUUUCGCGUAAACGAUCACUCGUUCUAUAUAAUUUAUUUUGAGUCAUUACGCGUAUAAAUUUAUACUCGCUAUUUUUUGCUUAAGCAGAAAUGAAAAAAAGAUAUUAACUUUAUUUUCUCGCUGCUGACGUGUGGAAAACAUCCCAGGUGACUGCUCUCGGAUUAACGAAAAACGGAGUUGCGUUUCGUAUGAAAGCGAGCCAUUUCCAGACUUUGCAUCUCGUCAAUCAAGUACUUUCUUCAUCUUUAUUUUCACUUAUAUAUUCCUCUCCAGUCUCUGGAUCGAUCCGAAUCAACUCGCGGCUCCCUUCGUCGAGGAGGAAGCUACGACGAAGCGAGUCGCGGGUUCCGCGAGAUCACGGAAACAGAAGCGACGGCGCGCAGCGGCGCGAACGUGUCUUGAGAAGGGCGGUUGCGAAACGCCAAAAUGGAGCGAGUGCUUGUAUGUGUGCGCGUGAGAGAAGACAGCAUUGUAAAAACUAUACGCCUAAAAACUUCUGCGAUUUUCCCUGCGUGGAGAGACAGAGAGCCUCGGCGGAGCCGCUCGGUCUCGCAAUUAUGCAAGCGACAAAAGAAAUCGUUCUGACGUAGUUGCGCGUUAAAAAAAAAAAUUGCGCUGCAAGAUAACUGUAUGUAUGUAAAUGGAGUAAUUAGAUUACGAUUAUUGUGUGAGAGAGAGAAGUGGCGAGUGUGUGCGAGCGAAAGAAAGGGAGCGAGUGCGUGCGUUUUAGUCCGCCAUUCGUGUACAUAGCCUCUCGAUCGGAAUUAUUGCUAUUUGCGAGAUAUAGAUUUAUUUUGAUGUUAUCUAGGUGUAUACGGCGAGGGAGAAAGGGGGUGCGUUUGUGUGCGUGUAUCGUGCGUGAGUUAGCGUUCUUUUUGCGGACGGGUGGCGACUGACGGUCGGCGCCCGGCGGCGUAGCGAGGAGUCACCAUCUCACCACCUAAUUUACGUCUGUAAUUGCUAAAUAUCCUGGGAUUCGAAUUCCUUAUUCGAUGUACUUAGACACGCAGUCAAUAUAGGGCAUGUAUAUUGAACUGUA
Monomorium pharaonis (pharaoh ant) is the source of this 5268-nucleotide messenger RNA. It is a transcript of the gene Sidpn, whose product is annotated as protein deadpan. Gene Ontology annotation, molecular function: protein dimerization activity; DNA-binding transcription factor activity, RNA polymerase II-specific; RNA polymerase II cis-regulatory region sequence-specific DNA binding. The transcript is spliced from 3 exons. The record is from RefSeq and is a predicted model, not a curated record. Gene Ontology annotation, cellular component: nucleus. Gene Ontology annotation, biological process: anterior/posterior pattern specification; regulation of neurogenesis; regulation of transcription by RNA polymerase II. Lineage: Eukaryota; Metazoa; Arthropoda; Insecta; Hymenoptera; Formicidae. The coding region runs from base 1074 to 2525 and encodes 483 amino acids.